UUCCCGCAUACAAAGGUCCUAGUGCAUACCGGGAUAGAAAGCCUACAGCACUGUUUAUGCAUGUUGGUCGUUCUCUUACACUACCAAGUGGGCCAAUGCAAGUUCAUCAGCCCGCGAUAGGUUCAUCAACCGGAUAGCCUUCCAUAACCCGGUCAUGAUGUUGGCUGUGCCUUGCAGCAACCCAUUUCCACUUCCUGCUCCAACCGCCCACCCUCUUAUCUUCUUGUUUCCCUAAGCCUCUCUCUUUCUUGCAUGUUCUGAUCGUGUUGGUUCCAGCAAUAUUUCAUUUCCUUUCUGUCUUACUUCACGAACCAACACGAUUGUCUCGUCACGCCACUCUCAACGGCGGGUCGUAGACCAUGGUCUGGACACUCUUCUUUCUCUUCACUUUUACAUACGCCAUCCGCACUCCGAGAGAAGUCGAAUGGUCUGAUGAAACUUACGGACCAGAUGGACCAUGGAACGCUGUCAAAGUUCAGAUUGGAUCCAAAGAUCAAUCUCUAGCGCUUUUUCCUGGGGGUACUUGGGAGACGUGGGUGAUCAGCGAUGAUUAUUGUGAAGGCGAAACGUGCUUUGCUUCGAAAGCAGGGACUUACACGAAGAACACUGGGUAUCGGAAUGAGAGGAAUCAUUCGGUUGAGCUGAAUGAUUUCAUGCAGGGCGUUAAACUCAAGGGUGAUACAGGAGUUCGGUACAGAGAUGAUAUCGUCAUCAAUGGCAUUAAUGUCACUAAUGCGAGCAUCGCUCUUCUUAACGAUGCAAAGAUCAAAUAUCCCAAUGGUAAAGCGGUGCCUUUGUCCGUGGGAUGCCUAGGCGUAGGCGCCCCAAAUUCCAUCAACCAAUCUUUCGGCCAACCCGAUAAAAAGUCCUCUUUCAACGCGAGUCUUCUACCUGGAUUUCUAUGGGACAGGGACUUGACAUCCGCAAACAGCUUUGGCAUGCACAUUGGGUCACCUGAUCCUUGGAUUCCUGGGUCUCUUGUGUUUGGUGGUUAUGACAGGGCCCGUAUUAUCGGAAACGUGCUCAUUACACCGGGAAGUCCUAGAGAGGGAGGUAUUGAACUCCAUGAUAUCGCUAUCGAGGGUUUCGGAAAGAACCCGCCAAAAGCGAAGGAGGGUCUUCUCGCAAAGGGGAAUUAUACUUUGAGCAAGGGUCUUAACGUCACGAUCGAUGGUUGUUCGCCAUAUUUGACCCUUCCAAAGUCUACUUGUGACAGUAUCGCCGAACAUCUUCCUGUCACCUUUGACAAAGAUCUUGGUCUUUAUUUAUGGGAUACUGAAUCAGAAGACUACGAAAGGAUUGUCAACUCGGCUACAGCUCUAUCGUUUGCCUUCUCCGAGGGAGACAUAACUGAUCUCACCAAGAUUCGAGUCCCACUCAUGCAUCUCAACCUCACACUCUCGGAGCCCAUCGUUGAGAGUCCAGUUCCCUACUUCCCGUGUCAUGUCAACGACAAUGAGCGAUACGUUCUCGGGCGUGCUUUUCUUCAAGAUGCUUUCGUCGGCGCAAAUUGGGGCCCUAAUGUUAACAGAUGGUGGUUAGCUCAAGCACCAGGUCCCAGACUCCAAGGGGCUCGAGUCGUCCAAGCUAGUGGAUCCGAUGACAUGAGCGUUGAAAACAGUGAUGGCCAAUUUGGGACGAAUGCUUGGGAGAUGUCGUGGGCUGGUGCAUGGGACGAUGAAGCAGCGCCAUUGAGCACUCCGAGCAAAAAAGCUCCGAAGGCGGAAAAGGACGAGGAUGAAAAGAAACCAUUUAUGCCGACAGCUUCACAGGUUGGAAUGGGGAUUGGUUUUGGCUCUGCCUUUGGACUUGUACUUCUUGGCGUUGGCGUUUUCAUCUGGCGACGGAAACGCAGAAGUCACCCGCCGAAAGUCACGAUGAAGAAGAAGCCAUUCGAUGGGUUUUCUAUAGAUUGGCCGCCGAGUGAUCUUCCACCGCAGGAGAUGCAUGUUCCUAGACAUAAGUUGCCGCCGUAUGAGAUGUCGGCGGAUGAGAGGCGCAUAUAUGAGUUGUAUGCUCAUCAUGUACAGCAGAAGAGGCCGCUGAUGGAGAGAUAUGAGUUGCCUUAAGUUUAAGCGUUGUGGAAAAGAAAAUUGGUUUGGUCUUUUGG
This is a messenger RNA of Fusarium redolens, 2110 nucleotides long. RefSeq names its product aspartic peptidase domain-containing protein. The annotation marks the transcript as partial. The transcript has a single exon. The record is from RefSeq and is a predicted model, not a curated record. NCBI's taxonomy places the organism in Eukaryota, Fungi, Ascomycota, Sordariomycetes, Hypocreales, Nectriaceae.